Molecule: messenger RNA, 4697 nt
Organism: Vespa mandarinia (Asian giant hornet)
Lineage: Eukaryota; Metazoa; Arthropoda; Insecta; Hymenoptera; Vespidae
Product: dual 3',5'-cyclic-AMP and -GMP phosphodiesterase 11
Biological process (GO): signal transduction
Molecular function (GO): protein binding; 3',5'-cyclic-nucleotide phosphodiesterase activity
Source: RefSeq, a predicted model, not a curated record
UCCCUCUGUCGGUCCGUUGUGUCGUUGCGCUGGCCUCUCAGUCUGGCGCGCAACAGUGACUCGUCGGCUCGACUUCGCUCGGCAGUCGCGAUCAAGCUCGCGUUCUAAACGGGACACGUGUGUGAUGCAGGGAAUUCCUUAUUGCGCAUUUUUAAUACAUUAUUUAUUACUUUUGCUUUCGGUACUUAGAGAUAACGCGACCCAUGGGAAAGAAGAGAAAUGAAUUGUCAUAGUUUCUUUGACUGCUCUGCUUGAACGUUUUUCUAAUCUUUUUUCUUCAUUUUCAUGUUUGUCAUUUGCUCUCCUUUUAUUGCCUGGUUCUCGACGUCAUUUAUCCGAGAGAAGCUACGAAACGGAAGAAUAAAUGUGGACAAGUUCGAAGGAUCAUAGACGAUGUGUGAACCUAGUUAAGUUUACUGAAAAUCGAAGAUGCUAUCCUAUUGUCCAUUGUUCCAUUGCGUUCGGAUCGAUCGAUAUGUUUUUGUUUACACGCCGCAAGCGGCUACGUUGAAACUCUCGUUGUUCAUCUGUGCUCUUUAACUAAAUCUUGACGAAUUUGACAAAGAGUGAAGCGAAAUCGCUAUCGAGUUGUCGCUCGAUUCAUUGAAAAACUCGUCUCUUCUUCUCUGUGGAGACCAAAGCGUAUCUUGUAGCGUGCAGAGAGAUAGAGAAAAAAAGAAAAGAAGCAGUGUUUAACUCGUUGGGAAAGAGGGAAUCACGGGAAGAUCCCACGUAUUCGCUCGAUCAUUUUAGAGAGAGAGAGAGAGAGAGAGAGAGAGAGAGAGAGAGAGAGAGAGAGCGCGCGAGCAAGCGAGCGAGCGAGAGAGCGUCGAGGCCACGUGGGUGUUAUCGGAGCGAAUUUGCCCCGAGAGGUCGGUUCGGUACGUGGGAGUGAUUACACGAACGAGUUCAUUCAUCGUGCGGAUUCCAGCGCGCCGGAAGUGACGACGACUUCCUCGGAGAGCUCCGACGUACGUCGUCGAACGGGAGGGAGAGAGAGGAGAUUGCUCGAUUAGCGCGUGCAUUCGAGAUUCGUCUUUUGUGGAAAGUGCCAUUCGAGAAACAAGUUUGGACGAGGAGACGAAGAAGAAAGAUAAGAAAAUUACCGAAAGGAUAAUAAAGAAAGAAGAGAAAAGGAUGUCGAAGAUGGCGCAAAAAGUAGGGAGACUCGAAAAGAGACUGCAAUGUCCUGUCGAAUGUCUCGUGGCUCCUUGAAUUUUUCUUAUCCAGCUCACCCUUCUUUGUUACUCUUCCCAUAUAUCUUUUCUUCUAAUCUCUCGACGUCGGUCUAUCUAGAAGAGAAUGAAAUCGACGUAUAAGUCGUCGUUGCUCGAGUCACGAGGACGACCAAGGAUAUGCGAAUGAUCGACGAAUCCAUCCUAUCUUCUAUUAUUUUUCCUUCGUCGAAGCGCAACGAUACACGAUCAGCGCGCGAUUAUGCAGCUGAAGAAAGCGAUGCUUAAGAUAUUCGACCAAUCGCCAUUUCUCGAAAUCUGGUAAAAUGAGGAAUAAGAAGAAUAAGAGGAAGGAUAAGGAGAAGAAGAAGAAGAAGAAGAAGAAGAAGGAGAAGAAGAAGAAGAAGAAGAGGAAGAGGAAGAAGUAGAAGAAGAAGAAGAAGAAGAAGAAGAAGAAGAAGAAGAAGAGGAAGCGAAAGAGGAAGGAUGGAUCGCGUUGACCGAAAGCAAUUUCUUUGUUCCCUCAGGCCUGCACUUGCGGAGCAUCGAGGAGCCGAGGAUGACGGCGGAGACGGCAGCUCCUUGUCUGCAGGGGGUGCAAGGGGUGCAGGGCGUUAUGGCGGGUCAGGGCAUUUUGCAACAGGUGCAAGAUGGAAAGUCCACGGGAAGUUAUUACACCUCGACUACGACCGUCUACGAUCCGGAAUACGCUCGGAUGGAGGCCUGGCUCGACGAGCACCCCGACUUCGUCAAUGAUUAUUUUCUCAGGAAGGUGACACGGCAAACGGUAGACAUGUGGUUAGUCUCGCAUGCGACGCCAACGUCCUCGUCGAGCAGCUGCAUCGAGUUGUCCAGUCCAACGCACCCCGGUGGUUCCUCGUCCUCGGGUCGAGGUGCCUCCAGCGGCGGUUCCGGGGCCACGACGCCGGUCAGAAAGAUAUCCGCACACGAAUUCGAGCGAGGUGGCCUUUUGAAACCAAUCGUCAAUACGAUCGACGGUACGCCGACCUUCCUAAGCGUUUCCUCCGGGGAGACGGAUCAAUCCGGUGGGCAACCAGUUGGCUCGACUAAUUCUGCACGAUCCCAAAGACGAUCUAGGCACGAGCUAAGGCAUCUGGACGAGAAGGAUCUUAUAUUCGAAUUGGUCAAGGAUAUUUGUAACGAGUUGGAUGUCAGAUCUUUGUGCCAUAAGAUCCUUCAGAACGUGAGCACUUUGCUACACGCCGAUCGCGGUUCUUUGUUCCUUGUCCAAGGCGAGAGGGGUGGCGGACACAUACCUUCCUUACAAAAUCACGAGGCGAACGUUAACUAUGGAACCGACAAUGGAACGUCCCGAAGGUCUGGCAAUCAGGGUUGCGGUCAAACCUAUUCGAAAAGUAGGUGCCUCGUUUCUAAGCUCUUCGACGUUUGCUCGAGGUCGACUCUCCUCGAGAUGGAGAAGAAGGACGAAAUCAAGAUUCCCUGGGGAACAGGGAUCGUUGGUUACGUCGCCGAAAGCGGAGAACCCGUCAACAUACCAGACGCUUAUAAGGAUUCGAGGUUUAAUCGUGAGAUCGAUGCGCUUACGGGAUACAGAACGAGAGCGUUGUUGUGUAUGCCGAUCAAGGAUUGCAACGGCGACGUCGUCGGGGUCGCCCAGGUCAUCAACAAGCUCGGCGGAGAGGCGCAAUUCACGGCGCAGGAUGAAAAGGUCUUUGCCGGUUACUUGCAAUUCUGCGGAAUCGGCCUGAGGAAUGCCCAACUUUACGAGAAGAGUCAGUUGGAAGUGAAGAGAAAUCAAGUGCUGUUGGAUUUAGCCAGAAUGAUCUUCGAGGAGCAGAGUACGAUAGAACACAUGGUCCUGAGGAUCUUAACUCAUACUCAAUCAUUGAUACAAUGCCAACGCGUUCAGGUAUUAUUGGUGCAUAAGGCAUCGAAAGGAAGCUUCUCUCGCGUGUUCGACUUCGAGGCGAACGAUCUCACGGGCGAAGAUUCCGAUUCUCGUACGAGUCCGUUCGAGAGUAGAUUUCCUAUAAACGUCGGCAUCACCGGAUACGUGGCGACGACAGGCGAGACGGUCAGUAUAUCAAAUGCCUACGAAGAUCCAAGAUUCGAUCCAUCCGUCGACGAUGGUACGGGGUUCCGACAUCGCACCAUACUCUGCAUGCCCAUAAAGAAUUCAUCCGGACAGAUAAUCGGUGUCAUACAACUAAUCAACAAAUUCGACGAUCUUCCUUUUACAAAAAACGACGAGAACUUUGUCGAGGCGUUCGCCAUAUUCUGCGGCAUGGGCAUACACAAUACGCACAUGUACGAGAAGGCUGUGAUAGCGAUGGCUAAACAAAGCGUUACUUUGGAAGUACUGAGUUACCACGCGUCGGCAUCUUUAGAGGAUGCUCAAAGACUGAGGGGCUUAAGAGUGCCAUCCUCGGCGCACUAUCAAUUACACGACUUCAAAUUCGACGACAUUCAUAUGGAGGACGACGAAACUCUCACGGCUUGCCUAAGAAUGUUUCUCGAUCUUGACUUUGUCGAACGUUUUCACAUAGAUUACGACGUACUUUGUAGAUGGUUACUUAGCGUUAAGAAAAAUUAUCGGAACGUAACUUAUCACAAUUGGAGACACGCCUUCAACGUUGCACAAAUGAUGUUUGCCAUUUUAACUGCUACCCAGUGGUGGAAAGUCUUCGGUGAAAUCGAAUGUCUCUCUUUGAUCAUCGCUUGUCUCUGUCACGAUCUCGAUCAUCGUGGUACCAACAAUUCUUUUCAAAUCAAGGCUUCCUCCCCGCUGGCGCAACUUUAUUCGACUUCCACGAUGGAACAUCACCACUUCGAUCAAUGUCUAAUGAUACUGAGCAGUCAGGGUAAUCAGAUUUUGUCGAAUCUUUCACCGGAGGAAUAUUCUCGAGUGGUCAAGGUUCUCGAGGAGGCUAUUCUGUCGACCGAUCUUGCCGUCUAUUUUCGAAAGAGAGGAGCCUUUUUCAGCUUGGCGCGAGGUGGCGGCUAUAAUUGGGCAUACGGAGAUCAUCGUGAACUUUUGCGUGGUAUGCUGAUGACCGUAUGCGAUUUGGCGGCCAUCACGAAACCUUGGGAGGUCGAGAAGAGAGUGGCCGAAUUGGUUAGCAGUGAAUUUUUUGAACAGGGCGACAUCGAAAGGCGGACGUUAAAUAUUACGCCAAUCGAUAUUAUGAAUAGGGAGAAAGAGGAUCAGUUGCCGAUGAUGCAAGUUGGCUUCAUCGAUUCGAUUUGCCUCCCCAUAUACGAGGCAUUCGCUUUACUAUCGGACAAAUUGGAGCCCUUGGUCGAAGGUGUCAGAAACAACAAGCGACACUGGUUGGAAAUCGCAGAGUCCAAGUGCCAGACGGAAAAUUGCACGAAUCACGACAGGACGUCGACGUUAUCCGAUGACGACAACGAAGAGAUCAACGAACAGGCGGACCAAUAGUCGUUAAUAUCAGUGCAUGUGCGAUUAAAGUUUAAUGCCUCAGAAACGGAUCGAAAUGCUCGCGUUUCGAUCAUCGACAAGAGUGACGAACGGACGAA